ACCGCUGGUGAACUGUGCGAUUGUUGUUUUGUAAUCGUAUCUUAAAUGUGUUGUCGCACUGUUAAUUGCUAAACUGCUCUAAUUUACGUGUAAUUAGUUAGUCCAGUGAGGUGAAAUUAAAUCGCUAACAUGGCCGGGCAAGGCCACCAAUUCCCUGGUAAUUUCCAAGGUAAUGCCGGCGCUAUGCGAACUGGAUUUGGAGGUGGCCCCAUGGGCGGGCAAAUGCCGGGGAUGCCUAACCAGCUUGGAGGUGUGAUGGGUGGUCCUAUGGCGAAUUCAGCAGGUAUGGUUGGCAUGGGGAACCAGAUGGUUCCGCCAUACGGUGCAGCCAUGCAGAACCAGAUGGGGAAUAUGGGCAUGGGGCCUCAGGGUAUGGGAGUAGGAGUAGGUGGUGCCCCUGGUGGUGGUAUGGGGCCACAAGCAGUUCAACAGCCAGGAGGCAUGCAAGCUGCAGGCGCCGUGGUGGCGGCCGCGGCCGCGCCGCCCGCACCGCCCGCGCCCGCGCCGCCCCCUCAAAACAAAGAGUUCAACACGGCUUCUUUGUGCAAAUUUGGCCAAGAGACAGUUCAAGAUAUUGUAAGCAGAACACAAGAUGUCUUCCAAACCUUGAAAGCCAUUCAACCACCCAAUGGGACUCAGCACGGUGAAAAUGCUAGCAAUGAUAAGAAAGCCAAGAUGCAGGAACAGCUACGUACUAUCAGGCUUCUAUUCAAGCGGUUACGACUUAUUUACGAGAAGUGUAAUGAGACUUGCCAGGGAAUGGAGUAUACUCACAUGGAGAGUCUGAUACCAUUGAAAGAUGAGGCUGAAAACAAAACUCUGGAUGAGAGGCGGAACACUGAAUCCUACAGGCUCGCGCUGGAAGAAAACAGAGAGCUGACUGAGCAGGUGGUGCUGAAGAAUAAACAGUUAAAAGAAGUGAUAACUAAUCUACGGACAAUAAUAUGGGAGAUCAAUGUAAUGUUGACUAUGCGAAGAUCGUAAAUUAGUGAUAGUGUUAUAUUUAGUGACAUUUAUUGAUAAAAGAAGUCAUCUGGCAAUUUUCGUUGCCUUUUUCUAAAAUGGCGGCUCUGCAUGUCAAUAUCAGUGGGUUAAUAACAUUGUUAUAUUAUUUAUUUUCCCUAUAAAUCUGUAAUCUUUGUCGUCGUUAAUUAAAAAUCUUGUGUUCCAUUCAUCAUCCACGUUCUGUUGAUAACGUGAAUAGGUAUUAUUUGUAAAUAAACUUUAAUAUUAAGAGUA
Ostrinia nubilalis (European corn borer) is the source of this 1239-nucleotide messenger RNA. It is a transcript of the gene MED30, whose product is annotated as mediator of RNA polymerase II transcription subunit 30. Lineage: Eukaryota; Metazoa; Arthropoda; Insecta; Lepidoptera; Crambidae. Gene Ontology annotation, molecular function: transcription coregulator activity. Gene Ontology annotation, biological process: positive regulation of DNA-templated transcription. The transcript has 8 exons. The coding region runs from base 130 to 984 and encodes 284 amino acids. Gene Ontology annotation, cellular component: mediator complex. The record is from RefSeq and is a predicted model, not a curated record.